This is a messenger RNA of Ostreobium quekettii, 1041 nucleotides long. The record is from the annotation of a GenBank genome assembly. Lineage: Eukaryota; Viridiplantae; Chlorophyta; Ulvophyceae; Bryopsidales; Ostreobiaceae.
AUGCAGGCGGGGUCCACGGUGCGGACCGACAACGGUCGAGGUGUGGCCACGCGGACGGUGCUCGUGGGCGACAUUGGGGGCACCAAUGCCCGGUUGUCCGUGGCGAGCAUCGGGGCCGAUCAGGAGGUGUCGACCGUUUAUGAGAAGUGGUAUGCCACUAAGGACUACCCGACGUUUCUUGACGUCCUGGACGCUGCGGCAUCAGAGCAGUCCGUGCAAGCCGCCUCUCCCAGCGUCGCGUGCUUCGCCGUUGCGGGGCCUGUACAAAACGGAAGGGGACAAAUGACCAACUUGAACUGGACGAUUGACGGGCAAGAAAUAGAGAGGAAAUACGGCUGGAGAGUUGCAGUCAUGAACGAUUUUGAGGCUCAGGGCUAUGGCGUUUUAGAACUGCAAGACUCUGACUUGCACGUGGUCAACGAGGGGUGUACUGUGCAAGGGGCUCCGAAAAUUGUGAUCGGACCUGGAACUGGGCUGGGCCAAGCUCAGUUAAUGUGGGAUGACGGCUUACAUGACUACAGGGUGUGGCCAUCUGAGGGAUCACACGCUGAUUUUGCACCAAGGGGGAGUAUUCAGGUUCACCUCAGGAACUGGGUGGUCGAUGGACUGGGAUUUUGCGAAGUCGAACAUGUUGCGUGUGGGAGCGGAAUCGAAAGGAUAUAUGCAUUCCUGACAAAUCCAGAUAGCUUCACGGCUGGUGGCAAAUUCCCAAAGAAGGCAAGAGACAUCUCCCGUGAGGCUUUGGAUGGCAGCGACCCGGAUGCUGUUGCUGCAGUGGAUUUGAUGCUGUCAAUUGUUGGGGCAGAGGCUGGCCACAUGGCACUGCGUAGUCUUGCAAGAGGGGGUGUGUAUAUUGCGGGAGGGAUAACUCCCAAGCUGCUGGAUCGAGUGAAGACAGGGGUGAUGCAGGAGGCCUUCCUUCACAAAGGCAGCCGCUUCCACAAUCUCCUCAAGGACAUCACCGUCAGCGUGGUAAUGCAGCAAGACGUCGGGCUGCUGGGCGCCAGGCGAUUUGCAAUCAGACUGCUGAACAGCCAAUAA